AUGGAUGAAGAGGUUAGCGCUUUGCACAUUGCAAGCUUCCUUGAGCACGAUGAAGAACUCAAUACCAAGGAGAUUAUGUACAAUCUGGAGACGGUAGUUAGCCGUCCCGAUCGCACCUUGCUCGACUGUUUUCUGCGAAUUGUCGAUGGGGAAUACCUAACGGUGCGGGUGGAUGGUGAGAGGGAUCCGUCGGAGUGCUUUGAUCUAUGCUAUAUCGACGAUGUUCACGGGUACUCUUGGGCUCGCAAGGGUGCUGAGUAUCCCCACCUCUUUGUGUUCCGUUUCCUCGCGCGUACCGUCACUGAUGGUGAAGCUCCAAACGAGGUGCACAUUUUCAGUCUGAGCGAGAAACGUAUUCUUCAUUGGGUCAUUGAUGUUGUCAACGAGGCUGCGGACAAUGCUAAGCGCUUAAACAAGCAGUCCAAACCUCGAUAUCAGCCAACACGUACAAUGUCGCGAAAGAAGGACGCCAUUAGUCAGCCUGAACGGAUUAAACGCCAUGCGAGAGAGUCCUCUACAGUGGGAACCAAAGGAAAAUUGGAGGAGUUAAACCAACUCUUUGAUGAAAUUGAAGGCUUUGAAAACCUCUUACACGAUGCAGUCUCGUUCCAAGUCACCGGAGCUAAUAAAGUUGAUCGGACACUGUGGCGCGACAGUCUGACCCCACCCUCGUACGAGGCUGCAUUGGCCCAUGUGGAACGUAUUCGGAAUUGCAUCAAUGUAACGGCCGAUCUGCGAGACCACAUCAAAGAUCCAGGCCCGGGAGAGUUGCUCAAUCGGCUCUUUGAGUCGUUGUGGUGGGUACAGAAGAUCUGUGACGGUAACCGUGUUCUCCACUACGAUCCCAACCUCGUACGGUCAGUAUGGCGACCUGCCUUCACCGAAAGAGCCAUUCGUGCCCUUUCCGAUUACCUUCAGGCUGGUAACAAGUCCUUCUGGCAGUCUCUUGGCGAUGCCUGGACUGUCGCCGGGUGA
Molecule: messenger RNA, 975 nt
Organism: Hydatigera taeniaeformis
Lineage: Eukaryota; Metazoa; Platyhelminthes; Cestoda; Cyclophyllidea; Taeniidae
Source: the annotation of a GenBank genome assembly